Molecule: messenger RNA, 1093 nt
Organism: Armigeres subalbatus
Lineage: Eukaryota; Metazoa; Arthropoda; Insecta; Diptera; Culicidae
Gene: Ak3
Product: GTP:AMP phosphotransferase AK3, mitochondrial
Exons: 1
Coding region: 153-800 (215 amino acids)
Biological process (GO): nucleobase-containing compound metabolic process
Cellular component (GO): cytoplasm; mitochondrion
Molecular function (GO): AMP kinase activity; ATP binding
Source: RefSeq, a predicted model, not a curated record
ACGCUGGUAGAAGUCCAAAGUUCAGCAAUCGAACACUUGUUUUGUUAGUAGCCUCAAGCUGUUGAUUAAGUCCAGAUGCAUUGCUCUGCCAUCAAACAUUAACCUUGGUUCAUAUUCACUCUCAGUUUUUGGAAGUUAUCAAAUCACAAACGAUGAGCAGCAAAUUAUUCAAAGCCGUUAUCAUGGGAGCUCCUGGCUCUGGUAAAGGCACAGUGUCUUCCCGGAUUGUUAAAACUUUUAACCUGAAGCAUAUCUCCAGCGGAGAUAUGUUACGGAGUAAUAUCGAACAAGGUACCGAGCUAGGUAAGAUAGCAGAAAAGUAUAUUAAAGACGGAAAACUAGUACCGGACAUUUAUAUAACCAAAUGCAUCCUGAACGAACUAACGAAGCUUGAGACCAAUUCAUGGCUGUUGGACGGUUUCCCGCGAACACCGGAACAAGCGGAAGACUUAUGGCGCCAGGAGAAGAUCAAUUCGGUUAUUAAUUUGGACGUGCCUUUCGAUGUGAUCAUCGACCGUUUACGCAGCCGUUGGGUUCAUCUGCCCAGUGGCAGAGUCUAUAACAUUGGCUUCAACGACCCUAAGGUGCCGGGUAAGGACGACGUAACUGGUGAGCCACUAAGCCAGCGACCUGAUGACGAUCCGGUGGCGGUGCGGAAACGCUUGGAAAUUUACGAAGCGUGCACCAGGCCCUUGAAUGAGUAUUUCGACAAAAAAGGAGUGUUAGUUACAUUUAGUGGAAAAACAACUGAUGAAAUAUGGCCCAGUGUGAAGCAAUACCUGGAAAAUAAGAUUCUUUAAUUAGCAGAACAAAAUUUAAUGUGAGUUAUAGCCAUUUUACUGGGAAAGUUACUAUAAUUAGAGUAUGUUUAUGUAAUACUGACCAUCAGUUGUAAGCACAAAAAGUUUCGUUAUCAGUAGACCAAACAUUCACUUAGGAAAACAAUGAUGUAUUCUAAGACUGAUAAGGCAUUUUGGGCAUUUAUUAGCAUUAGGUUAUAAGAGAUAAGAAACGUUGGGUGCUAUAGAUGCCAAUUAUGAUCGUUUGUAAUGAAUAUGCAUAACAGAAAAUACAAAUUUCUUAUAAACUACAA